Messenger RNA from Mesorhabditis spiculigera, 237 nucleotides. Lineage: Eukaryota; Metazoa; Nematoda; Chromadorea; Rhabditida; Rhabditidae. The record is from the annotation of a GenBank genome assembly.
GCCCAGCCAAAGUGUGAUUUUGGGUGGACACAAUUGGCCGAGACCAGCCAGUGCUAUUUGCCAGGCCAAGCCGCCACGCAUGACGACGCCCUCGCCGCGUGCCGGAAGAUGUACGCCAGGCUGACGUCGAUCCACACCAAGUCGGAGAAUGACUUCAUUAUGGCUCUAGCCCCGCCGUCCCCGUCCAGCAGCAGUGCAAUCCGGAGGCGCCGUACGGAAUUUGGACUGGAGGUUCGU